Molecule: messenger RNA, 2245 nt
Organism: Diospyros lotus (date-plum)
Lineage: Eukaryota; Viridiplantae; Streptophyta; Magnoliopsida; Ericales; Ebenaceae
Product: growth-regulating factor 8-like
Exons: 4
Coding region: 542-2170 (542 amino acids)
Biological process (GO): developmental process; regulation of DNA-templated transcription; DNA-templated transcription
Cellular component (GO): nucleus
Molecular function (GO): ATP binding
Source: RefSeq, a predicted model, not a curated record
UCUAUCUUCUCGCAAUCACAUUAAACCAGUUCUUUAUUGUCAUUUGCAUCAUCGGCCGUCAACUGGCAAUCCUGAACCAUUGAUUUCUAGAUAUUUCCCACUGUUAAGCAUUUGGCGUGGAGAUAAAGAGAGAGAGAGAGAAAGGCGUAGGGGAACAAGUAAUACGGGCCUUUGUCUGUAUUCCAGAAGGGGUGCGAAUGUUGGAAGCAUAGGAAGCAAAACCGCAACCCCAUUUUUGCUGAAAAUGGCGGCACCCUAAAUAAAAUCCCCAAAUUGAAAAACGAGAGAGAGAGAGAGACAGAGAGAGAGGUGAUAGAGAUAGGGACGCUUGUGUAUGGAUGUAUUUGUAUAAACACUUUUAGAGAGAGAGAGAAGAAAAAGAAAAACCCAUUGAAACAGGGUUGCUUUUCUCGCUUCAACUUUUGGGGUUGCUGUAUUUUUGGGUUUUGUUUGGGUUUCAUUAUUAUUAUUUUAUGUUUUUGGUGAUUCGGGCUUCGGGGUUGUUGUUGUGGUGGUUGUUGUUGUUGUUCAUGUUGUGAAGAUGGGGAUCACUGGAAAUAAGAAGAGGGUGGUAGACGAUGGUACGGAGAAAGCAGCAUCUUUGCAGUGUGAGGUUGGGUUGGGUUUGAGGACGCAACGCACCGAAUCAUUCCCUACUAAAAGCAUGAUGGUGAUGCCCCAUCGUCUCCCCCCCCCUCCUCCUCCUCCUUAUCUUCAUCCUUGCUCUGAGACUACUAGUAUGAGUUUUGGUGGCGGCGACGGCGUCGGCGGCGGCAGGACCAGUUUUUGCAGCCUGAGCAACCAGGUGGGUCGUUUGAGCAAGAUUUACGAUGUUGUCGGUGGGGGAUCUGUUUCUACCGGUUCUGUAGCUGUGCCAAGGAGUACCGGUUUCCUCCCAUUUCCCUCUGAUUCUUCCUUAAAAUCCUCUGGAGAUGGAGGCAUGCAAGUUGGAGCCAGUGCAAGAGGAGCUGCUUUCACAGCCUCUCAGUGGCAAGAGCUCGAGAGGCAGACCUUGAUCUACAAGUACAUGAUGUCCGCCAUGCCUGUGCCGCCUGAGCUUCUUGUUCCCAUUUCCAAAUCCCCAUCUCCAUCUCCUUCAUCUCAAUCCAACAUGUCUGGUGUUGUGGAUUUAAGGUUUUCAAGAAACUCGGAUCCAGAGCCGUGGAGGUGUAAACGGACGGACGGGAAGAAGUGGCGGUGCUCGAGAGACGUGGCCCCACAUCAGAAGUACUGCGAGCGACACGCCCACAAAAGCAGAUCUCGUUCAAGAAAGCAUGUGGAAUCAUCGCAACACCACCCCACCGCCACCGCCGCCGCCGCCGCCUCCUCUAAAAUCGUCAGUACCAAUUUGACCACGCAUCCACUUCGUCUCCCCGCCAAUUCCGCCGCCCAGGCCUUCCAAAAUCCAGCCUUUCACCUCCCAACCAUGGCUUCCGGUGCAACCUGUGGUCAGUCCAGGUGCUCGGAGUGGGUGAUCAAAGGGGAUCCUAUCCCCGGUUCGAUACUAGACCAGCAAUGGCAGCAACUAAUGCUAUCCUCAUCGAGACUGAAGAUGUACAACAACGACCAGAGCAAGGAUGUUUUCGUUUUCCAACCACAAUAUGAAGAACAAGAACCUUUGAGCACAAACUCGUACAUUAAUGAUAUGGUUGACAGCCAGGGAUUUAACAAUCAACAGGCCAAUGACCAAUUCUGCCCAUUGAUUGGUCCAGAAAUGCUACAAGGAGCUACAAAUGGUGACGAAUCGCAGAGGACAAGGCGAUUCAUCGACGCCUGGUCAUUGGGAGAGAGAUCCGGAGAGGAGAUGGAUGAAAUCGGAAAUAAGUGCUCUGUUUCUUCCGGCAGGAAGCUGCCAUUAUCGUCUCUCUCUCUUUCCAUGUCAGGUGCUAUUGGGAUGGAUGAAGAAACCACGAAUGCCCUCCCGUUGAUGGGCCCUGAAAGGGAAGAUGGCUCUAGCUUCAGAUCGCAGUGGCCUAAUCCUGUUUCCUGGAUGAGUUCGCCGCCGGGUGGACCAUUGGGCGAGGCCUUGUGUCUCGGCAUUGUGAGCAACGCGAAAGCAUCGUCUGAUGCGCCGUCUCCUCACGGCUGCAGCAACAACAGCACCACCACCAGCAAUUGCAGCAAAAGCUCGUGCGAAGAUAGCAGCCAGCAGGGGCUGCAUUUUCAUUGACAUGUUAAGCAAAGUUGGUCGAAUCGAAUGUUCUCUUCUAAUAUAUGAUUCGUAUAAAAAGCUUCUAUUUUAUCA